CCGGAACCUCUGGUGCGCGGCUGCGAUGAUUGCGGAUGCAACGCAAGCAGCCUUCUCGCCCGAUUCAGUCUCGGGCUCAGGUCCUAUAAUUCUCGCACAGGCGCUGGCAACGUUAGCUUGCUGCUGUCUUCCGUUGUGCCACACCAAACUGCUCCUCGAGCGUCAGAAUAGACAAUUCGUGACAGUCAGACAGACUGUUUCCUGGCUACUGGAUUGCCAUGAAGGCGUUCAAUCCUCUCUCUCCCACCUUCUUCACGCUCUUCACACAUCUGCUUCUCUGCCAGGCGAUAUGUUAUUACCCCAGCGGAGACGUCGCACCUCAGGAUCUCCCCUGCAAUGACGAGGCCGGUCAGGCGGCGUGUUGCGGUCCUGCUUACGUCUGUCUGAGCAACGGCAUCUGUAUGUCCAGCGGACUCGAAAAGCAGUUGCCAAACCAGGCGCUCUAUGUCCGCGGCAGCUGCACAGACAAGGACUGGCGGAGUAGCAAGUGUCCCAGCUUCUGUGUCGACCCGGCCAAGGGCCACAAGCUGGACGGCGGCAUCGGCAUCAAAAAGUGCCCCAACCGGAGCGACGACACGUAUCAUUGUGACGACGGUCAGCCCUUUGACUGCGAUUUGCUGGACAAUGUCUUGAGCUUCCAAGGAACUCCCACCGUCAUGACAACCAUUGGUGUCGCAAGAUCUACUACCCAAUUAUCAACAACAACGACCACGACCACGACAAGCUCCCUGUCAUCGGCGACGACCACACUAUCCUCCUCCACGACACCAUCCCCUACACCAAACUCGAAGCCCACCUCAGAUCCCUCGAACUCAGUAACUGCGAAUGUUGCACCCGCCGAGUCUUCGUCUUCUCCGGGUUCUUCUCCUCAACCCUCAGACUCCCAACCAUCGAACGGUCUCAUCAUUGGCCUCGCCGUCGCCGUUCCCAGCGGUGUACUUGGACUCGCAGCAGCGGGUCUGACCUUCUUUUGGUCGCGACGGAAACUCAAGAGAGCCGCCAACGCUCGCACACAAGGCACCACCACCACCAACAAUUCCGGAAUGGAACAAGCGCCAGCUAAGAUGGACGGUCCACCGGUGCCGGGGUACAUAAAUGGGUAUAACAUGUACCAUCACCAUUACAAGCCCCCUGAGCCUGGAUUGGCAGUGGCAGAAGCUUGGGUGCCACCCACAGAGCUGCCUGGUGGAACGGGCGUAAAUCCGGUGGCAUGGGAGUUGCCAGGCGGGAACAGAUAUUAAUCACGAGGGGUUGAGUCGCGGAUCCAGGAUGUGGAGGUACUGAGAACUAUGAUAGGAUAUAGAAGACUAACCGUUGCGAAUGUAAUUCAUAUUCUUAACCAAGACUGUUUUAGGAACGUUGAGUCGCCCCUCU
Chaetomium strumarium is the source of this 1374-nucleotide messenger RNA. RefSeq lists its product as uncharacterized. The coding region runs from base 219 to 1241 and encodes 340 amino acids. The record is from RefSeq and is a predicted model, not a curated record. The transcript is spliced from 2 exons. Lineage: Eukaryota; Fungi; Ascomycota; Sordariomycetes; Sordariales; Chaetomiaceae.